This is a messenger RNA of Candida tropicalis MYA-3404, 1551 nucleotides long. RefSeq lists its product as uncharacterized. Gene Ontology annotation, molecular function: translation initiation factor activity. The coding region runs from base 1 to 1551 and encodes 516 amino acids. The record is from RefSeq and is a predicted model, not a curated record. Gene Ontology annotation, biological process: formation of translation preinitiation complex; translational initiation. The transcript has a single exon. NCBI's taxonomy places the organism in Eukaryota, Fungi, Ascomycota, Pichiomycetes, Serinales, Debaryomycetaceae.
AUGUUUAAGAAACCAGCACAGAUAAAACCAUCCUCCAAUAUCAAAACCUCUGAAAGAAAGAAGCUUUUAUCCAUCAUUGGAGAAACAUAUUCAAUCCCACUCAAUGAAUUGCCUAAAGAAGAGAUUGAAAAGAUUCUCCCUCCGACAAUCAAGAAGGCAUCUUUUGUAAAUUUUGAAAAGGUUUCAGGUUCUAUAUAUUUCGAUGAAAAUGAAAUUCCAGUCUGGUUUCAUACUCGUGAUUCUGAAAUUUAUCCUACUAUUUUUACAUUGAUGAAGUAUCCUUCUAUAUUACCGACUAUUAAAACACAUCCUCAUGUUCUUGGAGUAUUGGCGAAGGGUGCAGAUUUGAUGUUGCCAGGUACAAUUCCACCAUUUGAUCCUCGUGCAACUAAAGGAGCAAUUGUUGGUGUUGUUAGUCAUGAUGAACCAGAGAAAAUUACGGCAAUUGGUCACUGUAACUUGAAUUUGACCCAAUUUGAUAACGUCGUUGGUAGAUCAGGGGUUGCUGUAGAAAUUGUUCAUCAUUUACAUGAUACUUUAUUAGAAAAAAAGGAUCUUAAAGUAGCAGAUUCAAAAGCUGAUGAUGAAAAAGAAUCUCCAAAUUCAAAACAGAAUACUCCUCCGCCAACAAAGAAACAAGAAGAGUUCCCAGAAUUGACAACAGAAGAUAUUGAUCAAUUAUUCAUCAAGUCACUUAAAUCGAUCAAGAACAUUGAACUUCCAACUCCUGCAUCUACAUUUAUGUCUUAUGUCAAUAAGAAUGUUCCAUCAAGUCUAAAUAUCAAAAAGACUAGUUGGAAAAAGGCAUCUAAAUUUCUUAAAGAAAUGGCCAAACAAAAUCUUAUUAAGGUCAAAGGUAAGGAUGAAGAUUUAUCUAUUCUUCAAUUGAAUACAGGAAAUGUUAGUAAUGCCGAGGGUGAAGCCUCUUCAAACACGGCAUCUACUGCUAAGCCAAAACAGAAAUCUAACAAUACAUCAUCUGCUACAACCCUUAAAGUUAUCCCUCUUUAUAAGCCAACUAAGAAUAUCAGAGCAUUUUUCAAUAAACUCAAUGAUGCUCAAUACGAAUAUGAUGAAUGUUACACUGCUGCUCAAGUUAGAAGUAUGGUUGAAGCAUAUAUCAAAAAGUUUUCUUUAAUUGCAGCUGAUCCUAAAAAGGUAAAACCAGAUGUGGAAUUAUAUAACAAAGAAGAAUCUACUCGUGAACAAGUGUUUAAGAAUUUCUUGACUAAAUUCUCACCAUAUUAUAGAAUCAACGAAUCCGAAAUUCACAAAGGUGUUCCGCCAAAAAUUCAAAUUGUCACUGAAUUGAAAAUUGGUAGAAAAGUGGUCACAAGAGUAUCUAAUUUUGAAACCUUUGAUAUUAGAAUUGAAAACUUGGCUAAAGAAUUGAGAAAUAAAUGUUCUGGAUCAUCAACAAUUGUUGAUAAUGAUGUACAAGUUCAGGGACCUCAUGGAAAGUUAAUCAUUGACUUGUUGAAGGACAAAGGGGUACCUGUAUCCUAUAUUAAUUUCGAAGAUAAGACUAAGAAGAAAAAGAGCAAAAAAUAG